AUGGCAGUUCCAAGUACAAGCUGCCAGAGGCUUGUACGCUUGCUGGGCCACUCAAUCCAGCCCAUCUUCGUCUUUGACGGACCAAACAAGCCCGCCUUCAAACGCAACAAGCGGUCCGGCAGGGGAGAUGGAGUUGCGACAGCGAUGGCCAAAAGGCUCAUUCGUCUCUUUGGUUUCCAAAUUCACGAUGCUCCCGGCGAAGCAGAAGCUGAGUGUGCUCUGCUACAGCAGCAAGGCAUUGUAGACGCCGUUCUCAGUGAGGACGUUGACACGAUCAUGUUUGGCUGCACAAGGACGUUGAGGAAUUGGUCCGCCGAUGGGGUCAAGGGUAGCAAGACGCCCACCCACGUCUCCAUGUACGAUACCGACCAACUCCAGCGGGGGAAUUCAGGUCUGGACCGGGAAGGGAUGGUCCUUGUCGCUCUAAUGAGCGGAGGGGAUUAUCUGCCGGAGGGUGUUCCCGGCUGUGGCGUGAAGCUCGCCUGUGAGGCUGCUCGUGCUGGCUUUGGGAAGUCGCUCUGUCGGAUCAAAAGGGCGGAUUCUGAUGAGCUGAGACAAUGGCGCGAGAAUCUGCGUCAUGAACUCGCCACAAACGAGAACAACUUCUUCCGAACGAAGCACAAGGCUUUGACGAUCCCCGAAGAUUUCCCAAGUCUAGAGAUCCUUCGGUACUACACGCAUCCGGUAGUAUCACAGUCCGCUACUGUCGAAAGACUGAGGACCGGCUUUCCUGCUGUCAAGCCGGUAGACGUCCAGGAGCUGAGAGAGUUUGUCCGAGAGACAUUCGACUGGACGUACCGGAUAGGAGCUGUCAAGUACAUUCGAGUUUUGGCUCCAAGCAUGCUGGUCCAGAGACUCCUGUCAAUGGACAUAGCCAAUACGGACGACCUGGAGUCGACCCAGACGAGAGAGGCAGUCGUCGUCAACAACAUUACGAACAAAAGGAGCCACUUCUCAACAGAUGCUACACCGGAACUGCGAGUCUCAUACACCCCCGCUGACAUGGUACCCAUCGACCUGGAUGCUGAGCCGGAAGAGCCGGUUGCAUCCUACGGUCGUGAUGGAAUCGCCCUGAACAGUGACGACGAGUUUGACGAACCGGUCCCAGAGGUAGCUGAAGAUGCAGGCAAGGGGGCACCAAAAAAGGCAUUCGAUCCUCUGCGGCAAGAUACGAUCUGGGUCCCCGAGUCUAUCGUCAAGCUUGGUGCGCCCUUGACUGUUGAAGACUGGGAGGAGAAGCAAAGAUCGAAAGGCAAAGCCAAACUUGCCCGCCCCGCCAAAACACGCGUUCCAAAGAAGGCAGAUAUGCCCAUGGGGGCGCUUGACAGAUUCGUAAAGGUGACAAAGUCUGCGAGCGUUACUACAGGCCUUGGGGGAGGCAGUCCAACAAAGAUUCGGCCUCCGCUCAGCAGCCUGGGCAUACCGCCUGCGCCAAGCGCUGCGCUCCAACAGACGCAGCGGAGGCCUGCUACCACCGCAGCGAAGCCAAGUACACUUUCCCGAAGUAAGCAAUCCAAGAAAAACAAGGGCGAUUCAGCCGCGUCCAAGCAGGCGAACCCGUGGACGCUCGCUGGCUCACAAAUCAGCCCUAGGGUCACCAAGUCCGUCGGGACCGCGCAGGCAAUUGUUAUCUCGUCUAGCCCUCCCUGCCCUUCGUCUCCGGCGCGUGAUCUUGCGGUGAAGAGGGUGCGCACGCCGCCCCCGGCGGCGAACGCGUUCGCGUCCGACCCGUUCGAUUCGCCUACCCGCAGCCCGCGGAAGAAGGGGUCACCCGUCGUCGCGAAGACGAAGGCGGCGAAACAGAAGAGCAGCAGCAACGGCGUGGACAAGAAUCAGAUGUCUAUCAAGAGCUUUGGGUCGCUGGUCGAGACGAAAGUUCGGCAGGCGGCGAAAACGGCAGCAGCAGCCAGAGACAAGGAACGAGAGUCGCCGUGCAUCGAGAUAUUGUCUGACGAUGACUACGACGACGGGGACGAGCCCUCGCUGCCGGACAUCCGUAUGCUGCCCAGCAAGCGCGAUCAUGAUCCGUUUGUAGCCGGCGCUGCUGCUAGUAAGAUAAGAACUGGAAGGCCGGAGGAGGAGGCACCUGGUCCAUCGAGAGCGACAGGGAACCCGAAGGCUAUAGAUAGCAGUACUGGAACGCAGUCUAUGCCAAGGACAGGCGAUAUCGCGUGCUCGAAAGCAGUCAAGGCUCAUGGGAGUGAGGAGGACUCGGGUCGGCCCGAUUCGAGAAACACGUCUCGGCGCACAAAGAGGACUGUUUGGAGGAGCAGCGAAGUAUCUAUUAUUGAUCUCACGAACCAUGAUUGA
This is a messenger RNA of Thyridium curvatum, 2310 nucleotides long. RefSeq lists its product as uncharacterized. Gene Ontology annotation, molecular function: 5'-flap endonuclease activity; crossover junction DNA endonuclease activity. The record is from RefSeq and is a predicted model, not a curated record. Lineage: Eukaryota; Fungi; Ascomycota; Sordariomycetes; Thyridiales; Thyridiaceae. The coding region runs from base 1 to 2310 and encodes 769 amino acids. The transcript has 2 exons.